Messenger RNA from Rhinolophus ferrumequinum (greater horseshoe bat), 1695 nucleotides. RefSeq names its product G protein-coupled receptor 18 (gene GPR18). NCBI's taxonomy places the organism in Eukaryota, Metazoa, Chordata, Mammalia, Chiroptera, Rhinolophidae. Gene Ontology annotation, molecular function: G protein-coupled receptor activity. The record is from RefSeq and is a predicted model, not a curated record. The transcript is spliced from 2 exons. Gene Ontology annotation, cellular component: membrane. Bases 267 to 1262 code for a protein of 331 amino acids. Gene Ontology annotation, biological process: phospholipase C-activating G protein-coupled receptor signaling pathway; positive regulation of Rho protein signal transduction.
AGACAAAGCAGCAACUACAGUUGAACAAGUACCAACUCCUAUACCAAGUAUCAUAUUUGAAACAACUUAAAGCAACAGAAGAGCCUGAAACAAAAGAAAAAUAUAUCAUUUUUUAAAUAUACCAUUUCUAGAGAGAGGUAUUUUAACACAAGAAACUCAAAAACAUCUCUUUUACAGAACUGGGUAUACCGAGAAACAUUGCUCCCUAAUGCAGCCUUUUCAUGGACAGGAGUUUCUAAGUGUGAUGCCCACCAACAAGCUGUAAGAUGACUACCUCUCACAAUCAAGUUCAACCUGACUUUUCUAACAGCUCAUAUCCAGAUGAAUACAAAAUCGCAGCCCUUGCCUUCUACAGCUGUAUCUUCAUCAUUGGAUUAUUUGUUAAUGUCACUGCAUUAUGGGUUUUCAGUUGCACCACCAAGAAGAGAACCACUGUAACUAUCUAUAUGAUGAAUGUGGCAUUAUUGGACUUAAUAUUUAUAAUGAGCUUGCCCUUUCGAAUGUUUUAUUACGCAAAAGGUGAAUGGCCAUUUGGAGAGUACUUCUGCCAGAUUCUCGGGGCUCUCACGGUGUUUUAUCCGAGUAUUGCCCUAUGGCUUCUUGCUUUUAUUAGUGCUGACAGAUACAUGGCCAUCGUGCAGCCAAAAUAUGCCAAAGAACUUAAAAACACGUGCAAAGCCCUGCUAGCGUGUGUGGGCGUCUGGAUAAUGACCCUGACAACCACCGUCCCACUCCUACUGCUCUAUGAAGAUCCAGAUAAAGCCUCCACCCCCGCCACCUGCCUGAAGAUUUCUGACAUCAUCCACUUGAAAGCGAUUAACGUGCUGAACUUCACUCGACUGAUAUUUUUUUUCUUGACUCCUCUGUUCAUCAUGAUUGGGUGCUACUUGGUCAUUAUUCAUAAUCUCCUUCACGGGAGGACAUCUAAGCUGAAACCGAAAGUCAAGGAGAAGUCCAUAAGGAUCAUCAUCACGCUGCUGGUGCAGGUGCUCGUGUGCUUCACGCCCUUCCACAUCUGCUUUGCUUUCCUGAUGCUGGAUGGGGACGACAACAGUUACAACCCCUGGGCGGCCUUUACCACCUUCCUGAUGAACCUCAGCACCUGUCUGGAUGUGAUUCUCUACUACAUUGUUUCAAAGCAAUUUCAGGCUCGAGUCAUCAGUGUCAUGCUGUACCGCAACUACCUGCGGAGCGUGCGCAGAAAAAGCUUCCGGUCAGGCAGUUUGCGCUCACUAAGCAACAUCAACAGUGAAAUGUUAUGAAUAAUAAGGUUUUUGUCUUGAAUCUCUUUAAAUACACUUUACUAACUACCCUGGGGUCACUGGAUAUUCUGUAUAUUAUUAAGUGCCUUCUCUCUUAAAAAAAUAAUAAUAAACUUUAAAAACUCUUCUGUAGGAUCUCAUUGUAGCAACAUAAUUAAAUAUUCUGAAGUAGUCUAAUAAAUUCAUUAUUUUUAUUUUUAAAACUUGUAGAGAACAUUUUCAUGAGGUAUUGGGAGAUUUGUGUUUCCUAUUCAAUACAUAGUCGACUUAGCUUUUUGAUUUAAUUCUAUGUGCAACUGAAUCAUGAUGUCAAUCAAGUCAGUAGGCAAAACAAUCCAGCUAGUGUUUGAAAUAAUUUGUUUCAAGUAUUUUCCAUCUAGAUGCAGCUCCUUUUGGUUUAAUUUACACUCACACUCACAUUGAUUAAUUAAAU